GUAGGGCCCAAGUGCAAAGGAAAUGUGGGGGAGAUGUCUCUGGCUGACACUCUCUGUACUGCUUAUGCUGUGACGCUCCCGAGUGUUCUCUGCUGCCGGGAACGAAGUUUAUUAAACUGGUUUACAGCCUGGGUGCCUGGGUCGCGGUGUUCCUGCUGUGCGGUCCACGAGGCGUCUGUCUCAAGGAGAAGACCCGUUGAACUGGCUCUGCUCUGAACGUUUGAUAGAUGAAUAAAAAAAAAUGGCAACAACUCCACCAGCUCGGAAACUUCCUGUGUGGAUGAAUAUGCAGGAUGAGAGAGGAGCUAUAGAAGAAAAAAAGGCACCCAUUAAGAAGAGUGUUUUAGAAGAAGACCUUCCCUUCUUAGAAUUCUCUGGAUCCAUAGUGUACAGUUAUGACGCUAAUGAUGGUUCUUUACUAGCUGAAGAUAUUAGGAUGAGUCUGUCUGAUGGAGAUGUGGUAGGAUUUGACAUGGAAUGGCCACCAGUAUACAAUAAAGGAAACCUGGGCAGAGUUGCAUUGAUUCAGUUGUGUGUGUCAGAAAGCAGAUGCUACUUGUUUCAUGUUGCUUAUAUGUCAGUUUUUCCCCAGGGAUUAAAGAUGUUGCUUGAGAAUGAAUCAAUUAAAAAGGCAGGUAUAGGAAUUGAAGGAGAUCAGUGGAAACUUCUACGUGACUUUGAUAUCAAGUUGAAGAGUUUUGUGGAACUGACAGAUGUUGCCAAUAAAAAGCUGAAAUGUACAGAGAUGUGGAGCCUCAAUGCUUUGGUUAAACACAUCUUAGGUAAACAGCUUCUGAAAGACAAGUCUAUCCGCUGUAGCAAUUGGAAUAAUUUUCCUCUCACUGAGGACCAGAAACUGUAUGCAGCCACUGAUGCUUAUGCAGGCCUCAUCCUUUAUCGAAAAUUACAAGUUUUAGGUGAUGCUGUGCAAAUGUUUGCUUUAAACAAAGAGGAGGAAAUACUGCCUAGUGUUGUGAAGAAACAGUUGACUUCAAUCUCUGAAGAGAUGAUGGAUCUGGCUAAGCAUCUUCCUGACACUUUUAGAAAAUUGGAAAACCCACAGAGGGUUUCCAUACUAUUGAAGGAUAUUUCAGAAAAUCUGUUUUCAUUGAAGACAAUUAUAUUUAGCCCCACUGACACAGAAACUGAACUGCAACCCAUCAGUGAUUUUAGCUUAUCACCACUGGAAAAUCCAACUGCUGGUGGUGGAGUACCACAAGAACAAAUUAGAAAACAUAAAAUUUGUACUGAAAUUGAUGAGGAGAGAUGGGAUACAACAAUUGAUAAUUUAAUUGGAUGUGAUGUGGAAAAUAUACUUGGAAAUAAAGAGAAGCAAGAAGAAAAUAAAUUUGAAGAUGGAUUAGAAGAUAAUAAAUUGAUAGAGAAUACAAAAAGGACUUGUUUGAUGUCAUUAGACAUUACAGAAUAUGAACUCCAAAUUCUGGAACAGCAGGCUCAGGAAAAAAACCUGAGUGAUGUUAUUUGCAAGUCUCCUGAGCAAUCAUCUCCCAAAAAUAGUGAAGAAGAUAUUUCUUAUGUUAUUGAAAGUGAUGAAGAUUUGGAAAUGGAGAUGCUUAAGUCUUUAGAAAACUUAAAUAGUGACACAGUAGAUCCAAUUCAUUCAAAAUGCAAAGAAAGGGAAACAAAUCUGGGUCUUCCUUCUGAACAACAUGAAGAUAAGAAUGAAGCUAUUGAAGAGGAAGAAGAUGAAGAAGUUGAGUAUGAAGGUAUUGAAGAGGAAAAUGAUGACGACCGUUCACUGCCGGGUCCUAAUGCAGAGCAAAUUACUUGCCUCAAGACCUACUUUGGCCAUUCUAAUUUUAAGCCGGUUCAGUGGAAAGUUAUUCAUUCUGUUUUGGAAGAAAGAAGAGAUAAUCUUGUUGUCAUGGCAACUGGAUAUGGAAAGAGUUUGUGUUUUCAGUAUCCGCCUGUUUAUGUAGGCAAGAUUGGCAUUGUCAUUUCUCCUCUUAUUUCUUUGAUGGAAGACCAAGUGCUCCAACUUGAAAUGUCUAACAUUCCAGCUUGUUUUCUUGGAUCAGCACAGUCAAAAGAUAUUUUAAAGGAUAUUGAAUCAGGCAAAUAUAGGAUUAUAUACCUAACUCCAGAAUUCUGUUCCCAUAACUUGGACCUACUCAAGCAACUUGAGGCUAAUAUUGGUAUCACACUUAUUGCUGUGGAUGAGGCUCAUUGUGUUUCUGAGUGGGGACAUGAUUUUAGAAAUUCUUAUAGGACUCUCAGCUCUCUAAAGGAAGUACUCCCAUUGGUUCCAAUUGUUGCACUCACUGCUACUGCACCUUCUUCAAUCAGAGCAGACAUCAUACAGUGCUUAAAACUGAAGGAUCCUCAAAUUACCUGCACUGGUUUUGAUCGACCAAACCUGUAUUUAGAAGUUGGGCGAAAAACAGGAAACAUCCUUGAGGACCUGAAACAAUUUCUUGUUAGAAAGGCAAGUUCUUGGGAAUUUGAAGGUCCAACUAUCAUCUAUUGCCCUUCUAGAAAAAUGACAGAACAAGUUACAGCUGAAUUUAGGAAACUGAAGUUAGCCUGUGGAACAUACCAUGCAGGCAUGAGUAUUACAUCACGGAAAGAGAUUCAUCAUAAAUUUAUGAGAGAUGAAAUUCAGUGCAUCAUCGCUACUAUAGCUUUUGGAAUGGGCAUAAAUAAAGCUGACAUUCGUAGAGUCAUUCAUUAUGGUGCCCCUAAGGAAAUGGAAUCAUAUUACCAGGAGAUUGGUAGAGCUGGCCGUGAUGGACUUCAAAGUUUUUGUCAUGUACUCUGGACUCCGGCAGACAUUAACUUAAAUAGGAUUCGCCUUGGUAGGAUACAAAAUGAAAACUUUCGAUUGUACAAAUUAAAGAUGAUGAUGAAGAUGGAAAAAUAUCUUCAUUCUAAGAAGUGUAGGCGACGAAUCAUCUUGUCUCAUUUUGAAGAUAAACAACUCCGAAAGGCCUCUUUGGGUAUAUUGGGAACUGAAAAGUGCUGUGAUAAUUGCAGGUCCAGAUUAGAUCAUUGCACUUUAUUUGAUGACUCAGAAGAGACACUACAAAACUUUGGCCCACAAGCCUUCCAGCUGUUAUCUGCUGUGAACAUUUUAGGAGAAAAGUUUGGAAUCGGGCUUCCAAUUUUAUUUCUCCUGGGAUCUAAUUCCCAGCGUCUUGAAGAUAAGUAUCGCCGUCACAGUUUGUUUGGUUCUGGCAAGGACUAUACCAAGAGUUGGUGGACGGCUCUUUCCCAUCAACUGCUGACUGAGGGAUUCCUGGUAGAAGUUUCUGGAUACAGCAAAUAUGCAAGGAUUUACAAAAUUGCAGAAAAGGGUAGAAACUGGUUUGAUAAAGCCAAAUUAGAAUCUCCUCCAGAACUUCUCCUUCAGGCUAAUGAAGAAUUAUGUCCAAGGAAGUUUCUUCUACCAAGUUCUAAAACUGUUUCUCCAGGAAUUCAACAUUCCUCUAUUCAAGUACCAAUUAAAUUAACUUCAAAGGAUAAGCAGCCAAACUUGGAGAAGAUGUAUUCUUACAAUACAUUUGAUAAACUUUCUUCUGGAAGCAACAGUUCAGAAAAAAGUAUCAUGAUGCAGUCAUCAGGAAAAUAUUACAAGUUUGCUGAACCUGUUAUCUCUGCUCAAGAGGAGAAGACUCAGACUAUGUUAUAUGGCAAAUUGGUAGAAGCUAGGCAGAAACAUGCCAAUAAAAUGGAUGUUCCUCCAGCUAUUCUGGCAACAAAUAAGAUACUGGUGGAUAUGGCAAAAAUGAGACCCACUACGGUUGAAAAUGUUAAAAGGAUUGAUGGUAUUUCCGAAGGCAAAGCUACAAUGUUGGCCCCUCUGUUGGAAGUCAUCAAAUAUUUCUGUCAAACGAGUAGUAUUCAGACAGACCUCUUUUCAAGCACAGAACCUCAGGAAUGGCAAAAGAAGAGUCUGGUGGUGAAUAAUGAAGCCUGCUCACUUUCAGAUUCUAUGGCCAUUACAUAUUCUUUAUUCCAAGGGAAGAAAAUGUCUUUGAAGAACAUAGCUGAGCAUAGAAUCCUGCCUCUUACAGCAGUUGGCAUGCACUUAUCCCAAGCGGUGAAAGCUGGCUACCCCGUCGAUACGGAGCGGGCAGGCCUGACUCUAGAGGUUCAGAAGAUUAUUGCUGAUGUUAUCCGAAACCCUCCCAUUAACUCAGAUAUACACAAAAUGAAGCUAAUUAGAAUGUUUGUUCCCCAAAACAUUGACACAUACCUUAUCCACAUGACAAUUGAGAUGCUGGGAAAAGAUUUUCACAAUAGACUGUUAUGUCAACCUUCUUGUGAUUCAAAAAAAAAGAGAUGCCUCGUCAACUCUGAAGAAAGCUGUUCAUGUUCUAAGAGAAGCAAGGAAGAAAUAGAUGCUGAUACCAAGGUGUUAAUUGUUGAUGGGACAUGUCCUGGUGCUAGUUCAUCAAAAGAAGAGAUUCACAGAAAUUCAAUGAGACUGACUUCUUGGAAUCAGCCAUCCAGCGAUCCAGAAUUAGAAGAUUUAUUUACAGAUUCUAGUUCACAGAUUUCAUCUGAAACCUUAAAUACAAAAUUACAUGAGUGGCGUGCCAGAGGAAAUGAUGCCAGCAAGAAAUCAGUGGCCAAAACAAAAAAGGGGGGUCUUUUUAGUUAAUCUGGUAUUUGCCAGAGGAAUUCUGGAGUCUUGCUUUGUUAUAAGAUGGGAGUUUUAUUUCAUUUCUGAAAGAAGUAAUAUUUCAACUUAAGAAUUAUUCUAGUCUCAUUAAAACUCACCUAUGUAUUGAAGGACUGGCAUUGUGUAAGAGCAUUGUACAAUUUGCAUAUAGUCAUCAAGAACAUGAGUGAGUAUAUAUCAUGGAGUAGAGUAUUAAAUUUAUUUCCUGCAAAAUUGUUUCAUGAGAUUGUACUACUGCCCUUUUUUCUAGUUUAUCUAACAUAUAUCUGUAAAAUGUGUGAUUUGAUAUAGAUGCCAGAUUAGUUAUUCUGUGAUGAUUGUAUGUAGUAUAUAGUCCUGUAUUAUCAGAAUUCUGUCUUGUAAAUGAAAAAAGCAUAGCUGCUUUCAAGUUAUUUUUACUAUUUCUUUAAAGAAGCUCUUGUACACAUUGUUAAAUGGUGUUAGUGAAACAGACCAGUGAAAGUGAAAUAAAAUUUCGGGCUCCAAGUUAAGUAGGGAAAAAGAAUAUAACAAAAGAUAUUAGUUGCACUAGGUCACUAUGCACUCUAUUUCAUAAACUGCUACUAUUAUUUUUCAGUAAAACAAUUUCCUUCAUAGUGAGUAAUAUGAAUAUAUAUACACACUUAUUUUAAUUUUUAUUUACUUAAUUAACAUACGUUUAUUUUGUAGGGGGUAAGAUUUUGAUAUUGUUAUCUCUUUAUAUUGCACAUAUAACAAAUAUUUAAAAUAUAUACUCUGACCAGAGUUGGUGAUCCACAACUAAUGAUUUUUAAGCAAUUCACGGUGUAGCCUUUUGAUGUUUUGCAAAUAAAAACAAUUUGUUAAUAAAGAAGAAAUAUUUAGUAAUAUCAGUAUAUGUGUUAAAAAACCAGAAAAAUAAACAGAAGAAAAUAGAAAUACCAAUAGUUCCAUCAGUAGAUAAACCAGUUAACUACUUUUGUAUCUCUUGCCAAACUUCUUUCCAUUUUCUUUCUUGGUUUGUUUUGUGAAUAAGAUAUCAAUAGGUUUUCUUCGUAAAACAUUCAAACUACAUUUAAAAUAAUAAAGUUUUUCAUAUUCUAACUUCCCCUUACCCUAUUAUUAGCCUUACUCCAGAAGGUAACACUGUUAAAUAUUUAUAGUGUUAUAGUCAUUUUUCUUUUGAAUACAUAUACAUAUGCAUUCUCAUUUUUUUUAAUAAAAAUGGGAACAUGAUAUCUGUA
Messenger RNA from Condylura cristata (star-nosed mole), 5847 nucleotides. RefSeq names its product Werner syndrome, RecQ helicase-like (gene WRN). The record is from RefSeq and is a predicted model, not a curated record. NCBI's taxonomy places the organism in Eukaryota, Metazoa, Chordata, Mammalia, Eulipotyphla, Talpidae. Gene Ontology annotation, molecular function: four-way junction helicase activity; nucleic acid binding; 3'-5' DNA helicase activity. The transcript is spliced from 35 exons. The coding region runs from base 242 to 4624 and encodes 1460 amino acids. Gene Ontology annotation, biological process: DNA replication; double-strand break repair via homologous recombination; telomere maintenance. Gene Ontology annotation, cellular component: nucleoplasm; cytoplasm; chromosome.